Molecule: messenger RNA, 1686 nt
Organism: Macadamia integrifolia
Lineage: Eukaryota; Viridiplantae; Streptophyta; Magnoliopsida; Proteales; Proteaceae
Product: coenzyme Q-binding protein COQ10 homolog, mitochondrial
Exons: 4
Coding region: 540-1298 (252 amino acids)
Biological process (GO): cellular respiration; ubiquinone biosynthetic process
Molecular function (GO): ubiquinone binding
Source: RefSeq, a predicted model, not a curated record
GAGAGGGCGAGCGAGAGAGAGAGAGAGAGAGAGAAUGCCGUAUUGCAGUUGCUUCCUCGAUCGGCGGAGAGCCUUUCGUAGAAGCAACGAGGAGGAAGAAGGUAAGAGUUAUAAAGCAAGUAAAGCAAGGCGACUCCUAUCUCUCAUCAACGCUCACUCUCUCGCAGGAUUUUUGAUUGAAGAUUGUUGAGUUCUAUUGCCUGAUCUCUUUGUCAACGUUGCUCCUCAUUUUGUCUCGGAUUUCAAAGGUCUUCUUCGUUAGUCCUUGCCUUUUGUUCCCUCAUAAAGGGUAAACCAGAAAGAGCUUCUGUGUUUGAUCAGGAAAUUUCAAAAGAAAAAUCUUUUCUUCAUAUCACUUAAGACAUCUGAACGAAUUUGUGAGAUUCGUUGGUUUUAGAUGGAUUAGAUUUGUUGGGAAAUUUCCAGCAUUUCUUUCUUGAGCCACCGAUUUAAGGUUUUCAGUUAAUCCAUCAUUAGGGUUUUUGGUUGCUGGUAUCAAAUUUUUUGGGAAUUGACUAUCUGCUUGGACCCCUUUAACAAUGCCGCCAUUUAUGUCUGCUUCAAAGGCAGUUGGGAUGUUGGUAUCGCGUAGAAACGGUGUGGGAAUGUUGAUGGGUUCUUCUAAGAGUAGUCGACAAUUCAAGAAAUUUGUACAGGGGCGAUGCUUGAGUAGCAUGGCGGGUAUGGAAUCUACAACACUUGAUAAUUUAGUUGGUACUGAUCAAUAUAUCAAAUCUUCGAUUGGGAGCUUGCAAAAUACUGUACAAAAAAGGUGCUUCCUUGGUUGCGGUGAUGGGGAGGAGGGCAAUGUUCUUUCUAGGAAUUACGAGGAGAAGCGUGUUAUUGGAUACUCUCCGGAACAGUUAUUUGCCGUGGUUGCAGCUGUUGAUUUGUACCAAGAUUUUGUUCCAUGGUGUCAGAAAUCUGUGAUAAGUAAGCGCCACAGUGACGGAUCAUUUGAUGCUGAGCUGCAGAUUGGCUUUAAAUUUUUGGUUGAGAGCUAUGUGUCUCAUGUAGAGCUGAACAAACCAAAGUCUAUAAAGACGACCGUGUCACAGAGUGGUCUUUUUGAUCAUUUAAUAAACAUCUGGGAAUUUAAUCCUGGGCCCGUUCCAGGAACUUGUGACCUUUAUUUCUUGGUGGACUUCAAGUUCCAGUCACCGCUUUAUCGUCAGGUGGCAUCCGUGUUCUUCAAGGAGGUUGUUUCUCGACUUGUUGAAUCAUUCACUGGCCGCUGUCGUUUGGUUUAUGGACCCGGGGUCCAAGUACUUGAAAAUUCUUAUGGGCAGGGGGUAUAACACAGGUGGUUUUAUUUAAAUGCACCUCACGAAGACAUGGAAACCAUAGAAUGAUCACCAGCAUCACCGAAGCGGCAGUUCAAUUGCUGUAUCAUGGUCUGGCUAAGUAGAUUCAACAUGCCAAGGAUGCCUCUUGCUAUCAAUUUCCUUAGUGUCUCAUUAAUAUUGGUGACUGUAAUUGGAAACUGCUCACACCUCACAUUUUGCUGUUUAUCUUUUUUUCUUUUCCCCCAAUACUAGUUGGUCUUCCACCUCGUAGGCUUGGAUGACAGGCCGUUGUUUCUUUCAUUUUUUGGCUCUCCCUACUCCCCAAAGUGAUCAAUUUGUCUCAUUUCUGUAUAUGGAUUAUUUCCAUUAGCACUAUAAUUUCAUGAUAUUGUUUUAACCA